Caenorhabditis elegans is the source of this 850-nucleotide messenger RNA. RefSeq names its product TIL domain-containing protein (gene T06E6.10). The record is from RefSeq and is marked reviewed. Bases 33 to 782 code for a protein of 249 amino acids. NCBI's taxonomy places the organism in Eukaryota, Metazoa, Nematoda, Chromadorea, Rhabditida, Rhabditidae. The transcript has 7 exons.
CAAUUUUUUAGGUGAUUCUGGUGCUACUAGCCAUGAUUUUGUUGAUACUUCUGAGCUCUUUGAUCAUGGGAGCAAGUACAGGAAAAACUGGAAUAACUUGCGCCAAUGUUAGAUGUGGAAGCCCUGGAGGCUGUGGAAUGGUUGCUAGUUGCCCGGACUGUGAGCCAGGACCAGAGUGCUUGGAAAAGAAUGAUUGCAAUACCAAAAGCUGUGCUCCAACAGAGGAAUGUGUAUUGGUCCAAGUAACCUGUAUUAUGGCGCCAUGCUACCCAAUCGCUGAAUGUCGUCCGAAAAAAACACAAAUCCGCAAGCGUCGUCAAGUGGGAACAAGUUGUAAAGAUGUUCGAUGUGACACGCCAGCCGGAUGUGCGAUGGUUAGGCCAAGUGGAUGUAUGGAUUCGCCUACAAUGACCGGAUGCGAGCUUAAACCGACUUGUAUUCAUGUAAAUGCUUGUACAACCACAAAAUGUUCACCCGGCAAGAAGUGUGCUCUUCACACUGUUCAAUGCUUUACCACACCCUGUGACCCAGUAGCAAAAUGCGAGACUCCACUUAACUUUUUAUCGGAGCCAUUCAAUCCAGGAUGCGGUCCGAAUGAGCAUUUUGUUGGGUGCAAAAAUAUUUGCUCUGACACCAAGUGCAAUGAAAAACGGAAAAUGUGCCCAGCGGUGUGCACUUUUCCCGGAUGCGUCUGUCUGAAUGGAUUUUUCCGCGAUAAACAUGACAAAUGUGUUACCCAGGAAGAGUGUGAUGAGCAGAAGAGGAAAAGUAUUAAAUCGUAACUAGAAAGAACUUUUUUAUUUCCAAAUAUUUUGCUGAAACUAUAAUAAACUGCCCAAUUUUUUCUAAA